This is a messenger RNA of Podarcis muralis (Common wall lizard), 6295 nucleotides long. It is a transcript of the gene TCP11L1, whose product is annotated as t-complex 11 like 1. NCBI's taxonomy places the organism in Eukaryota, Metazoa, Chordata, Lepidosauria, Squamata, Lacertidae. The record is from RefSeq and is a predicted model, not a curated record. Gene Ontology annotation, biological process: signal transduction.
GAGGUUUAUCGGCGGUUUAAAAUAAAAGCCGUCAUAAUAGUACUCAGCCCUGCCUCUGUAUGUGUGCAUGUGGUGGUGGGGCUUUUGUGCGGCACGGCGCUCCCCUCCCUCCAUGCACACGUACAGUGGGAAAAGCCUGGAUGCAGCAGCGGUAGUUCUGGAACAGAAAAAAGGCCCGGAGGUGGGGAGGGAAGAGCCUUUCGCCCCUCACACCUUCCGCCAACAACCUCGUCUCUUGAUUGACAGCUAUCGUGCGUAUUGUUAUCGCCGGCACGCGCGCGCUCCUCCCUCCCUCCUCCCGCAGCUGCCCAUUAGGGCUCCUCGCGCUUUGCUUUGAGCCGCUGCCGCUUUAGCGAGGGAGAGCGCAGACAUGGCGGCGCCCUGUGAGGAGCCGCCAGCUUCCCCCUGCCCUCUGCAGGCUCCCGGCUGCCUGUGAGGAGGAAGAGGACGACGACGGGGAUUGCGAGGAGUUCCCACUAGUGGCGCUGGCGUUGAGGGGCCGCGCCCUUUCCCGCCCCCCGCCGACCGGACUCGCUUUCCGGAGACCGGGUGCAAAAAAGUUGCUGUCUUCCUGCGCUCGAAGCCUCCCUCUCGGCCAGGCAGGGUGGAGAAUUCAAGGAUGCGUUCCAGCCAGGAAAGAAGGACCUCUUGCUUCUGUUUGGCUUUGCAGAACUUGAAGCUGUAGUCUCGCCCCACUGCUUUGCUGGCUCUCUGCCCUUUUCUUACACCCUGAAGGCUUAGUCCAAGGACAUCAAGUGAGAACUGAGAAUGUCCCAGGACCCAGGCAGGCCAGAUACAAGUGAAGGAACAUCAGGUAAAUCAGAAGAUAAUCAGCAGGACAACUUGGAUAACUCCGAACAGUCUUCCAGAAAGAAGAUUCGACAGAAUACGCCAAGUCCCAGCAGAGGCAAUACACCUCAAGCCAGCCCUCCUCAGUUUGUGUCAGUGGAGGAGCUGAUGGAAACGGCAAAAGGAGUUACCAACAUGGUGUUGGCCCAUGAAAUUGUCAUCAAUGGAGGCUUCCAAAUUAAGCCAGCUGAAUUGCCAGAAAACAGCCUUGAAAGAAGAGUAAGGGAUAUUGUCCACAAAGCUUUUUGGGAUUGCCUGGAAACACAGCUAAAGGAAGAUCCACCGUCAUAUGAUCAUGCAAUUAAACUUGUGGGAGAGAUCAAAGAGACGCUUUUGUCUUUUUUGCUGCCUGGCCAUACUAGAUUAAGAAAUCAGAUUACCGAAGCUCUAGACCUGGAGCUGAUAAAACAGGAGGCAGAGAAUGGUGCCCUUGACAUUUCAAAGUUGGCAGAGUUCAUUAUUGGAAUGAUGGGAACGCUCUGUGCUCCAGCUAGAGACGAGGAAAUUAAGAAGCUGAAAGACAUUCAUGAAAUUGUUCCCCUGUUCAGAGAGAUUUUUUCUGUGUUGGACUUGAUGAAAAUGGACAUGGCUAAUUUUGCUGUCACCAGCAUAAGGCCACAUUUAAUGCAGCAGUCAGUUGAAUAUGAAAGGAAGAAGUUUCAGGAACUUUAUGAGAAACAACCAAAUUCCUUAGAUUUCGUCACUGAGUGGCUGCAAGAAGCUGCAGAUGACCUGAGAUCCAGAAUGGUGCCUGCUAUUGAUCAUGGUGCCACGUCUACCAGUACUGCUCCUGUGCUCUGUCCUGUUGCUGUACAGAAUCAUGCAUACCUUAAGCUCCUCAAAUGGGAUCAUCUGCAAAAGCCUUUUCCAGAGACUGUGCUAAUGGACCAGAGCCGCUUCCAGGAAAUGCAGCUGGAACUGGACCAGCUUAUUUUAACUGGAGCGAUUCUUCUGGUAACAUUCAAUGCUGCAGGCACAGCGCUUUCAGGCUUGCCAGCAUUUACGGCCAAUCUCAAAAUGGUUAUCCGGGUACUGCUGACAGGUCUACACCUCCCCUCCUUCAACUUGAGUGAAGCAUUGGCUGUCAUAAGUGAAAAGAUUUGUGCUGAAGUUAAUAGCUGCCUUUCCCAACAUGGAUUCACACCUUUCACACUUGAGAAGGAGACGGAGCUUAAAGGACAGAUCCAGGCUGUGGCCAAGCCUAAUAACACUGUGUGCAAACUGAUAGAUUCAAGAAUCCAGUCGUUUCUGGAGAGCUACCUUGCUUCUGGCCAUCAGAAAUCUCUUCCUGCCAUUCCUGGUGGAUUAGGCCCUAUUCAGAAAGAGCUGGAGGAAAUUGCUAUCAAGUACGUUCGCCUUGUUGACUACAACAAGAUGGUCUUCAGUCCUUACUAUGACGCAGUUCUCAGCAAAAUACUGAAUGAAGAAGACUCAUCUUAGCUAUCUGUGAGCAAAACUGGGAAGAUGUCAGACUCAUUGGUAUGCUGCCCUAAAGAAGAUAGGGCAGGAGAAGGCUGUUGCACUCAUGCUUUCUGUCAGAAUGAUGAGGGUUGGGAAACAGAGGCCUCUUUCAGACCCCAGUUGUUUCCUGGGGAUCCCCACAGUCUGUCUUGGUAUCCCCUAUUCCCCACCAGACCCCCUCAAACACAGACCAGUCCUGUUUAGGAACUUAAGUAAAAUUCAACACAGCACAGUUUUAUUUAGGCACUUGUGUGUUGGAGGUAGAGCGAGAAGUUCCAGGAUUUAAAUGUUCACUUCCCCCUGCUUUCACCCAAGUUUAAUAACUGCUCGAAGCCAAUGCCAGUCAGCCAUUGGACUAGUGCAGAGAUGUGCUGCUCCCAUCCCAUCCUGGUCCUUCUGGCUGCUGUGUAUGCAAGUGUGCUUCUUUACAUGGAUCACUGUUAUUUGGAUCAGGGUGGUCAACUGUAUGUGUUGUAGAAAGCUUACAAUCCUUGGGCAACAGCUUUGCUGGGAAUCUUUCACUAAUACAGUAGCGAUGGUUGAGUGGUGAGUGGAUACAUCAGGUGAUGUAAAAGGUACAUGAAAAUACACCAGUUUAGUACUUACUAAUUCAAAGCAAGUAAGAACUGAUGGUGUAUUGACUUUUGAAAUAUGGGCUUGGGGGUAAGACUAAAAUGUUAGAUGUUGAAAUUAUCCUAUUAGCAUGUACACUGAUGCAAAAGGGGCUAGUAAACUUCUCUUUCUAUAUUAAGUUUUAAAUAGUUCUGAAGAUCAUCCCAAAAAUUGUAUCAGUAACUUCAGUUUCCAGAUACUCAAAACUUGGAUAUUGGUAGUUAAAGCACUUUAUAUGCAGUCUGCAACACUCUUAAGUCCUUCUGCCAGCCAGGUUUUUUUCCCUAAAGUAUUUUAUUCUGAACUGCAGAUAUUCUACCAAAAGCGUAUAUAACUAUAUUUUUGUAGAGUGUUUUCUGGUUCUUCUCUACUGCAGUAUUCACAUUCUGUAGACUCUAUAUAUUGUUUCUCCUUUCGAAGUGAAAACAAAAAGUCUGAUGAGGGAAUUUCUUCCUCCUGUAUUGCUGGAGGCAUGAAAUGCUAAUAUAGGUGAGGAAAACUUUGGAUAUCUGAAAAAGUUGGAUAAUGGAGUAUCCAUUUAAGUUCAUUCCGGAAUUUAUCUACAUAUGAUAAAAGCCUGUGAUUUAGGUGAGAAGUUGGGCUAGCUCCUAGCUUAGUAAUAUAAUACUGUGUCCCCAAUCCAAGUGCUCUAUGUACAUAGUUGUACAUUAUGAGCCUACAGCUUAGCAUGCUUGGCAGGGGGUUGGACUCGAUGGCCCUUGUGGUCUAUUCCAACUCUAUGAUUCUAUUCUAUGAUUCUAUGUGUGCUUGCAGAGAGAUUGCUGGCACUGAUCAUGGUGGAUUCCUCCUCCCCACCCUUUUACCUCAUAGAGUAGCCUUUGGAAGGCCUGAUCCAGCAGACAACCCACAGGCAGGAAGUUUCCCUCUGCCCGUCGCAUCCCCCUUGCUGGACUUGGAUGCAAUACUUUUAUUUGAAUGUUAGUGAUUUUAAAUUUAUAGUAGGAAGUGGACUACCUUUAAUGUCCCAUGGAGUUUAUAGAAAACUUUCUGCUAGGUUUUAAAACAAGUGUUUUUUUCAGGAGUUCAUAAACAUGUGACUUAUUGGAUACUUGAGGACAUUAACUGUUUCUUAGGUCGGCUCUCUUGUUAAAAGUUUUCUAACAUCAGAGACAUGGAUGUGUAUGUUGAGUCACAAAUAUGGGAGGCAAAAAUAAUUCUGUGAAUUGGCUUUUGAAAUUGCUUUUGGUUGAAAAGCCACAAUGCACAGUAUGCUUCCUGAAUGUUUAGUAGCUGUUUUAAUCUUAAAAGGGAACAAAGAUAAAAGCCUCUACAUUAGUGCUUAAGUAAUCUCUCUGAAUAAUAGAAUUGCUGUAAAGCAGACCAGCCCCCACCCAUCAUUAUUUGAUGAAACUUCCUCUGUUUAUGGGUUUUUUUAAAAGAGGUUCUCUUUAACUAUUCGGUCCAUUGUGUUUGAAAUGUGAUGCUCGUGAUGUCUGGAUAUACGGCAAAGGUAUAGGGCUAAAAGGUUUUCCUCUGUGAAAAACUGUGGUUGGCACCUACCUGAAACGUAGAUCUAUGAAGUUUGAGUGAGUCUGUGAGGAUGGGUUUUAGGACCCACCAAUGCAGCAAAGGCAAGACAAAUGUCUUGGGAAGGGGGCGGAGCUCCCAGCAUUCCUCAGUCUAUGGACUCGACAAGUGGAAAGCAGGCACUGAAAUUCAAAUGGUUAUGAAAUAGAACAGUAACAAGGACAAACAUACAAUCGUCCCUCCCCAAAAGUAGAACCGCAACAGGAGUAAAUUUGCCUUGAAAGCAAGGCUUGAUAAUUACGCAGCCAACCUAAUCCCAACAAGGUGAUACUUCCAAUCAACUCUCAAAUUUUAUUACACUCAUUGAAUAUGGGUGUGGCCCUUAACUAGCUCACUCACACUAUGGAGACCUGUAUUUCAGGCAGGUGCAAAUUGCACUCAUAGCGGGAGUGAGCCUGUCUGGUUGGGACAUAAAAUGGCUAAUCCCAGUUUGGGCAGGACCUUGACAGUUGAUCUGGGAAGAUCUGCUGAAGGACAGCCUCAACCUCAGCUGAGACAUGCUUGUCAAUUUACUGUAAAAUUGACAUACUUUUAAAUGACAUACUUGUCAAUUUUAUAGUGUUUGACAAAAGGUUUUUGGGGCUACACUCAUAUCUGCUUUACAGAUAUCCUCUAAAGCAGUGUUCCCCAACCUUGGGCCUCCAGCUGUUUUUGGACUACAACUCCCAUCAUCCCUCGCUAGCAAGACCAGUGGUCAAGGAUGAUGGGAAUUGUAGUCCAAAAACAGCUGGAGGCCCAAGGUUGGGGAGCACUGCUCUAAAGGAGCACUGGUGGAAAGGCUGCAGCCCUUGUGGAAUUCACUGCCACAUUUUUUGGUAUUGGAAUCUUUUGAAUUUUGUAUGCAAAGACAAUGCAAGCCUUAGCCCACCUAGCAAGGAUGGAUGUGGAAAUCCUGUGCCCCAGAGUGGGCAGCUGAAAGGACACGAAAAGGGAAUCUGUCUGCCUCAAAUCUCUCUGCAGUAAGGAGGGAUGCUUCUUACUGCGGGUCUUUCCCUGUUCUGCCUCCCUGCCUGUUCAAAUAUGAUUUGUCUGUAGCAUUGUCUAUGCACAAAAUGAUGUGAAUAAGGCAAAACUGAGGGGAGAUGUGCUGAAUCACCAGGUAGGCUGUUGUGAGUUUGAGCUAGUUGACACCCCCCCACCCCAAAAUAGGCUACCUUCACAGGAGACCACAGGGCCUGAAUUGAAAGAUGUUGACAGAGACCCAGCCCAGCAGGCUGUCAUCCAAUGUGAUGAUGGCUCGAGUUGGAUCUUCAAGGGGAGUGCCUUUACAUAAGCUGUGGCUAUUUGUCCGCCAGUGGCCAGCAGAGAUGAUGUGGAAUCGUGAGGUGAUGGUGUCUUCCUGCUGUCACCAGUCACUGGUGAGUGCUUCUAAGGCAGUAGCACCCACUGUGAUGGCUUGGCAUGGAGCUUUGCCCAAGGUGGUGCUUGUGAUGCUGAUAUGCACACCCAAAGGCAUGGGACAGCUGCGUAAUGACCACUUUUUUUGCUGUUAAGGGACUUCUGGUGGCUGCUUUAAUUCAGAUUACUCUGUCCAAUGCUGAGGGGAUAAACCCUCUUACUGUGUCCAGAAGUGUCCCUAGAUGAACCAGUUGUUUUUUUGGAGCUCAGGUGCACAGGGUGAAAUCUAGACAUGUCUCAGUGGCAUCUCCAAAUUGUGCGUGGUCAUCUUUCAGGUGUAAAGUGUGGCAGAGUAGAUUAGCAACAGGAAGGUACUUUCAGCAGUUCUGUAAUGUCAAGAAGUAGAACAUAAAACUUGUUAGCCAAAACAAGCAUAUUUUUUGUACUUCAGCAGAGAGUUCCACUCAUCCUUGGUCACAGAUGUAAA